Coffea eugenioides is the source of this 1838-nucleotide messenger RNA. RefSeq names its product hexose carrier protein HEX6-like. The transcript has 3 exons. Gene Ontology annotation, cellular component: membrane. NCBI's taxonomy places the organism in Eukaryota, Viridiplantae, Streptophyta, Magnoliopsida, Gentianales, Rubiaceae. Gene Ontology annotation, molecular function: monosaccharide transmembrane transporter activity. The coding region runs from base 143 to 1669 and encodes 508 amino acids. Gene Ontology annotation, biological process: monosaccharide transmembrane transport. The record is from RefSeq and is a predicted model, not a curated record.
CUUGUUGCUGUGUCCUUCUCUGGCUCUAUUUCAAGUUGGAACGCUUGAGUACAACAGUACUCCUUUCAAUCCCUUGAGAAUAAGGCAGUGGCAGAAGCACCUGCCGGAACUUGUUCUGCUGCAGAUAAUUUUGGAAGAGGCUAUGGCUGUGGGGUUGGCAAUUACAAGUGAUGGAGGAAACUACAAUGGCAGGAUGACACCGUUCGUGGUCUUGUCUUGCAUGAUGGCUGCCAUGGGAGGAGUCAUAUUUGGCUAUGAUAUUGGAAUUUCAGGCGGGGUGACCUCUAUGGAGCCAUUUCUAAAGAAAUUCUUCCCAGAUGUCUACACUAAAAUGAAAGAGGACACCAAAACAAGCAACUAUUGUAAAUUCGACAGCCAACUCUUGACGUUAUUCACCUCUUCACUCUAUCUAGCUGGCCUCGUUGCUUCAUUCUGUGCUUCAUCACUCACUCGAGCUUUUGGGCGCAAGGCAUCGAUCCUUACUGGAGGAGCUGCUUUCCUUUCUGGAGCAGCUCUUGGUGGCGCUGCAUACAAUGUGUACAUGAUUAUAUUUGGAAGAAUUUUGCUUGGAAUAGGUGUUGGUUUUGCAAACCAGGCUGUUCCACUAUACCUGUCAGAAAUGGCGCCAGCCAAAUUCAGGGGAGCAAUCAACAACAGCUUUCAACUAAGCAUCGGCAUUGGAGCCUUAAUAGCCAAUUUGAUUAACUAUGGCACUGAAAAGAUAAAAGAUGGACGGGGAUGGCGAAUCUCGCUUGCUCUGGCUGCGGUCCCAGCAUUUAUUCUGACUCUAGGUGCCCUUUUUCUUCCAGAAACUCCGAAUAGUAUACUUCAGCACAGCAACAAUCAUGAAAAGGCCAAGAGGAUACUGCAAAGAGUCAGAGGCACCGAAGAUGUCCAAGCAGAAUUUGAUGAUCUUAUAAAAGCUGGUGAGAUUUCUAAAACCAUUAAGCAUCCUUUCAAAAACAUCAUUCAGAGGAGAUACAGGCCUCAACUUGUCAUGUCAGUAGCGAUACCAUUCUUCCAGCAAGUGACGGGGAUUAAUGUGAUCGCUUUCUACGCUCCAAUACUUUUUCGCACAAUUGGCUUGAAAGAAAGUGCAUCACUCUUGUCCGCUGCAGUGACUGGAUCUGUAGGUAUUUGCACCACCUUCAUAUCAAUGUUGGUCGUUGACAAAGUUGGCCGAAGGUUUCUGCUGAUAAACGGUGGCAUUUGUAUGUUUGUCAUGCAAAUUUUAGUGGGGGGAGUUAUGGCGGCAAAGCUGGGGGAUCAUGGUGGAUUGAGCAAAGGGCAUGCCUUUCUAGUUUUGGUGUUGAUCUGCUUAUAUGUUGCUGGAUUUGGAUUGUCAUGGGGUCCGUUAGGAUGGUUAAUUCCCAGUGAAAUUUUUCCUCUUGAGAUACGAUCAGCUGGACAAAGUAUCAAUGUUGCAGUCAACUUUUUGUUCACUUUCAUUGUUGGACAAACUUUUCUAUCAAUGCUUUGCCAUUUCAAGUGUGGGCUUUUCUUCUUCUUUGGAGGCUGGGUUGCGCUCAUGACCGCAUUUGUUUACCUCUUAUUGCCAGAAACCAAGAAUGUGCCGAUCGAGCAGAUGGAAAGAGUUUGGAGGAAACACUGGUUUUGGAACAAAAUAGUAGAAGUAGACAACGAAGUGAUCAACAAGACUGAGGCCUAAAAGGAUUCUCUCAGAACCCAAACUGUUAUUCACUUGAAUCAACAUGUUAUCAAUGCACCACAAUUUGAUGUACUAAACGCAAAUACUCAUUUUGCUUCAGUUCGAAAUACAAUUUCAGAAACAUCAAAAACUCCGCCGCUAAUGUACAAUAAAAUUACAAUAUUGCAUA